GCCCCUUCACACCUACUUUACUCCAUUACUUCUAUAUAAAAAAACAACAAAAACAGACCCUCAUGGAAUGAGGCAGAAUCCAUGACCAGAAUAGAACAGAUUGAACUGAACAGCUAAUUAUAGAAGUUUUUCUCCCUGUUUACUGUUUGUGCUAAAUAUAGAACAACCUCUAAAAGAACUAAAUCCCAUUCAUGUUCCUCUGAGUUCUUCCUCGUUGCAGAAGGUGUGUGUGGGUGUACGCAACUGGAAAAUCCGCUGGUCAGAUCAGAUCAGGUAAUUCCCCUGCCUGCACUGUAUAAAAUCACGCUGUGCUGUAACUGAGCUUCAUUCACUCUGAACACCUCACUCUCUACACACCAACACCAAGACACCGAGACCAUGACUCGUCUUACAGGACCUGCUCUCGCUCUCCUGCUGCUGCUGACUGUCAGCCUGUUCACUCAGGAAACCUCAGCUCUGGCCUGCUGCAGGAAAUACUCCAAAGGAGUGCUCGACUUCUCACACAUCAGAGGAUACUCCAUCCAGACCGUCAAAACCGUCUGCAAGAUCGACGCCAUCAUAUUUCACACUAAAACAGGCCGGAACGUGUGCGCUAACCCUGCUCAGACCUGGGUGAUGCAGAGCAUCCAGAUGCUGAGGGAGAAAGUAAAGACUAUGAUGAAGAAGAACACAAAGCAGUGAAGAAACUGAUUAAAACUACACUAUUCCAAGCUUUACCAAAAUAAAUAUUUAACUAAUUAUUAAUAAUAAUAAUUAUUAUAUUUUUUUAACUAUUAAUGUUCUGUUCUUUAUGAAGAAUACAUACUCAAUUUGCAUAUUUGUAUAUGCCUGUUUUAAUGUUACAUUACAUGUAAUAAAUACUAUAUCACUUUCCUAAAAAGCUC
Messenger RNA from Astyanax mexicanus (Mexican tetra), 884 nucleotides. It is a transcript of the gene ccl20a.3, whose product is annotated as chemokine (C-C motif) ligand 20a, duplicate 3. The record is from RefSeq and is a predicted model, not a curated record. Gene Ontology annotation, biological process: cellular response to tumor necrosis factor; G protein-coupled receptor signaling pathway; positive regulation of ERK1 and ERK2 cascade. Lineage: Eukaryota; Metazoa; Chordata; Actinopteri; Characiformes; Acestrorhamphidae. Gene Ontology annotation, cellular component: extracellular region. The coding region runs from base 379 to 681 and encodes 100 amino acids. The transcript has 4 exons. Gene Ontology annotation, molecular function: CCR chemokine receptor binding; chemokine activity.